AUGGCCUCGAGAAUACUCGCCUCGGGCGCGCGCGCCCUCUCCUCCCCGGCCGCCUUCCGCCCCGUCCGAAGCUUCCAGACGUCUGCGCAGCGCCUCGCCGACGCGGCGCCCCUGCCGCCUCGCAAGCCGGUUGGAGCUUUCCGCGGAGGCCUAUUUGGUUUCCUUCUCGGCACCACGCUGGCCGGCAGCGGCGUCUACUACUACGUGCUCCAGGAGUACAAGGCAUCCAACGAGCUCCUGAUGGAGGAUAUCUACACCCUGCAGCAGGCGACGCAACGCAUGAGCAACUACCUCGGCACCCUGGAGGAGAAGGUCGAGACCAUGGAGCGGAAAGGCAAAUAA
This is a messenger RNA of Thyridium curvatum, 342 nucleotides long. RefSeq lists its product as uncharacterized. Bases 1 to 342 code for a protein of 113 amino acids. The transcript has 3 exons. The record is from RefSeq and is a predicted model, not a curated record. Lineage: Eukaryota; Fungi; Ascomycota; Sordariomycetes; Thyridiales; Thyridiaceae.